Molecule: messenger RNA, 3525 nt
Organism: Cherax quadricarinatus
Lineage: Eukaryota; Metazoa; Arthropoda; Malacostraca; Decapoda; Parastacidae
Source: RefSeq, a predicted model, not a curated record
UUGGAGAAGUGAGUUGCAGCUGGUGGCGCUGGAGGGAACUGUUCCAUUCGUGUGUUCCAGGAGGAGGGCUGCUUCCUGGAGCAGCCAGAAAUGUCAGUGGUUGUCGGCAGACGUCACACUCCCGCUCCGUCUUCUAGGAAAGCGCUUAUGCACCUUUUGGCUGGUAACACACAAAGAGACGGAGAUGGUUAGUAGACUGCCUUGACGGACGGCCAGUGUUGGUGGGUGGUGCUGAUGGUGAGCCGUUUACUCAUGUUACUGCAGGUGUUGCUCCGGGCUCAUUCAGUGUUCCUUGUGCAUAGGUGUUACGGUGCCUUUCGUACCCGAAACUCAUUCACUGCUCCACAUAUACAAGUGUUACCGUGCCUUUAUCGAGAGAUUGAACCAGUGAUCACUGCUACACUACUGUAUCUUUGUAACGCGACAAUCAUCGUAUAUAUUUAUCGCGUGAGUGUUACCGUGUCUUCAGUCUCCGGAAGAUUAUGCAGUCUCCUCAGCGCAUUCGUGCUGGGGGCUAAGCUGUCCCCGGCGGUCGAUGGCUGGGGUGAGUGCAUGUCACUAAGUACGUCAGUAAGUGAAGAGCCAGCCUAGUGAGCCACACACUCACCUGUGUUAAACACAACAGUCUUCCCUCCAACGUCAAGAACUUGGAAUUAUAACGACACGCACCUUUAGUUAAGUAGGCGAAGCGACAAGACAAGCAGGGAAUCAGCAGAUGGACCUGUGGAAGCCAGCUGGUCGCAAGGCGAAAAAAGUGAGCAGCAGCAGUGGGAGUGGUGGCGGCGGCGGCGGCGGAGGCGGAGGAGGCGGUGGCGGAGGCGGAGGCGGCGACAAGUGUGAGUGGGCGGGGACGCUGCCGGACGUAGUCGCUAACCUCACGCUGGCUGAUACCUCACACACUUCAGCCAUGUUGGGUACUCGUGACCAUCACUACCCUGACAUGGAUGAUUCCCGAGCACGCCGUCGGGACGCCAGGCCCCCUCCACCGCCCUUAACACCUCAAGGGCUCGGUGCUGGCCCACAUGGCUUAGGUGCUGCUCCGACUCAGCUCAUUAUGCCCGGGGGGGCUGCCACGGGAGGAGGAGGGGCUGCCAGCGGCUGGAGGCACAACCCUCAACUACCAUGGCCUCCUCAGCCUCCUUUGGAUCAGUUGGGAUCAGCAACAGUGUCUUCGGGAAUGGGUGGUGGAUGCAGCAUGGGUGGUGUCCCUGCGGAGGGAGAAGGGAUACGUGUAAGGAGUGUUUCUAGUGAGCCUCGGGGACCUGCAGGCAACGGCGGUGAUCGUAGAGUUCGUUGUUCUUCAGCCUCAAGAUCCCGCCAACACCGCCCACGCCCACCCCCGGGGGACCGCCCACCGGGCAACACCAGUGCGCCCCCUCUCACCUCUCUUCCCCCAAGUGGUUGUGGACAUAGCAGUCAGCUGCCAUAUUCCUCGCCCCCAGGAGUGUUGCAGCUCGGCGGCAGCGUGGGCGUGGUGGGUGGGGUCCUGGCCCGCCUGGCUGGCUGUUAUGAGAAUCUGGAAUCUGGGCGAGAACCCGGAGAAGGGGUAGCGUAUGGGUACCAGGUGAGUGACCUGGAAGCUCUACUUACCGAGGCUUCUCCUGCUCGCCCCGCAAACCUCCCUAUGGUUCUGGCGUCGUCCACGCGCCUACAUAACAUGCGCCGCACACCCGAGCCACGCCCACACAACCAACAGCCUGUACGACCAUUCUUGCCUUUAGGAAUAAUUGUUAAUGCAGUGUUCAAAACGCGGGAUUGGUUAUAUGUCCGCACGGCGCAUGGGGCGGAGGGUUAUGUACCGUACCGAGUGUGUUUACCACUAGGAAUAUUGCCUCCACCGCGGGAAGGUCACACAGUGUCUCCUGGCAUGGCAGAAUUAGGAGGAGGCGGAGUGUGGGAGAAUCGAACGGACAUGUUUCAGGGGGGCAUGGCUCAGCUGCCUGGGGCUUCAUCGGCGCCACCUACAGCGGGUGGCUUGGGCGGAGUCACCACUGAAGCAGUUGGCCAGCCCCGUGGCAGGACUCGCGGCCGGCGACGGCCACCCUGCAUAGAUUCCUCAAACCAGACAGACACUCAGAAGCUCCAGCCUGGCACCAGCAGCCUGACGGAAACACGGUCUCCACGGGAAACUCUCGACCCUCCGUCAGCGUCUACGUCCGUUGCUGUCAUGCCCGUUGCCACCGCCCAAGACGACCAUGUCCUUGUCUAAUGCCACCGUCCUUGUCAUCCCUCAACUCGCGCUAUAUAAUAUGACUUGUUACGCAAGGAAUACGCUACCGAGUGAUGGCUGAUACAGUACAUAUCAUGAUACAAUGUACCAUAUUUACUGGUUACUUACUUACAGUAAAGGUUUUAUAAACAUACAUAAUGAUUAAUGUUACGCGUUAGUGUACCACUGAGACAACAAACGCUUCCUCAACACGCACAAUCGUGCACGGACCCACCUAUGUGAGCACACUACUGCUGCACACCUGCACACCUCCCCUCCGUGCCGGACUGCUACCAGUACUACUACUACUUCGAGCCAUCUCCAUGGUGCUAGAGCAUUACUAUAAGCCAUCCCACCUCUGCUAGCCCACUCCUGUGUAUCGUCCCCCACACCAGCCCACUACUGUGUACCCUCUCCUCUGUACCAGCCCACUACUGUGUGCCCUCUCCUCUGUACCAACCCACUACUGUGUACCCUCUCCUCUAUACCAGCCCACUACUGUGCACCCUUUCCUCUGUACCAACCUAUUACUGUGCAUUCUCCCCUCUGUACCAGCCUACUACUGUGCACUCCCCUCUGUACCAGCCUACUACUGUGCACUAUCCCCUCUGUACCAGCCCACUACUGUGCACUCGUCUGUACCAGCCUACUGCUGUGCAUCCUCUCCUCUGUACCAGCCCACUACUGUGCAAUCCUCUGUACCAGCCUAAUACUGUGCACUCCUUUGUACCAGCCUAAUACUGCGCACUCUGCUUUCAAGCGGUGGUCCACUGCCAUGCCCUAACGAGCAGUGUAUGCUGCACAGAGUUGUAUGGGUAUAACUAUGUGAACACCUGUGACAUGACUGUGUUGUACACGUAUAACAUGCCUGUUGUACACGUGUGACAUGACUUUACACGCGUGACAUGACUGUGUUUUACAUGUGUGACAUGACGUCAUGACUGUACACGUGUAACAUGACUUCGUUUUACACUUGUGACGUGACUGUGUUGUACACGUAUGACGUGACUGUGUUGUACACAUGUGACAAGACUGUGGUGGACACGUGUGACAUGUCUAUCUUAGACGAGGAAGAGGAGGAGGAGGAGGUGUGUUCCAUCACUUAACUUUAGAAGCGACAAUCUUCCUUGCAGUCCUCACAACACACACACACACAUACACAAACACAUACACAAACACAUACACACACAUACACACAUACACACACACACACACACACACACAUACACACACACAUACACACACAUACACACACAUACACACACAUACACACACACACACACACACACACACACACAUACACACACACAUACACA